AUGUCAGAAGAUAUGAUAAUUGAGAUUCUUUUGAGCCUUCCAGUGAAAUCACUUCUGCGAUAUAAUUGUGUCUGCAAAUAUUGGUACACUCUCAUUAGAAGUUCUACGUUCAUUAAUAAGCACCUCCACCAUCAUAGCAACAAGUCUCGACUCCUUGUUCAACAUUACAUUGACAGCACUGAAACAAAUGCAAUUGCCUUGUACCCAGAUGAAACGCUUUCUAAUUUUCCCCUCAUAUAUCGUGAUAUUCAGAUGCCCUGUGAAUCACGUGAUAUUGUAGUUCACUAUGAUGGCAUACUUGGUCUUUGGGAAUGGGAUGAUGGCAUAGUUCUAUGGAAUCCUGCUACAAGAGAAUUCAGACGCCUCACUAUGCCAAACCCCAACAUUCCAUCCAAUUUUAGCGCCGAUCAGCAUAAAUUUGGAUUUGGGUUAGAUCCCACAACCAAUGAAUACAAGCUGGUUUUGAUUCGAACGUAUUAUUAUUCUGAAGGACAUUACCCAUAUGAUUCCGCAAUUAUUGUAGUAUAUUACAUAUCUACUAAUUCGUGGAGACUUUUUGAAGCUGAUUUGAGUCGAGUUGCUUACGUGCAUGAUUCUAUAUAUAGCACAUGCUUGAGCGGACUAUAUUAUUGGCUGACUAGUGAGCUUGGUUGGCAUCAGACACACUAUUACAAUGCGAUCCUUACAUUUGAUUUGAGUACUGAAGUUUUUGGAGAUAUACCAGGACCUCAAGAUAUUCCCAAAUCAAAGUUGGGGAUUCUCAUUAUACACAAUGAUUCUAUUUCUGUGUUAUGUUUUGAUCCUCGUGAGGUUCACAAAUACUUUGACAUAUGGGUGAUGAAGCAGGAGGGGUGUUGGACCAAAGAAUUAACUAUCGGGACCCUUGUAGAUGUUGAAAGGGCACUUGGGUUUUGGAAAAAUGGUGAGCUUUUCAUAGAAACCAGCACUUCAGACUUAAUUUUAUACAACCCUAAUAUCCAAGAGACUAAAGAUUUUCAAAAUCGUGGACUGUACAAGAUGGAACGCCUUAGGAUUUUUAUUUACAAGGAGAGUCUCGUUUCAAUUAAUGGAGGAAAUGAAAGCUGGGAAAGGAGAUAA
This is a messenger RNA of Cornus florida, 1098 nucleotides long. RefSeq names its product putative F-box protein At3g16210. The transcript has a single exon. NCBI's taxonomy places the organism in Eukaryota, Viridiplantae, Streptophyta, Magnoliopsida, Cornales, Cornaceae. The record is from RefSeq and is a predicted model, not a curated record. Gene Ontology annotation, molecular function: protein binding. The coding region runs from base 1 to 1098 and encodes 365 amino acids.